AUGCAGAGAGCAAGUAAGAUGCGCCUGCUAGGGCAGCAGCUAAGGAGGAGGGUGAACUGGAGCAGCGUCACAGUAUUGCCAUACUCGACAAAAAUAAGCCCAGUGGAAAUUUCCAAAAUAUUGGAGAAGAAAUUUGAAAACUUCGAUUUUAAGACGUCCGCAAAUGAAGUGGGAUACGUGUUAAGUGUGGGGGAUGGUAUAUGCAGAGCCUUCGGGUUGAAUAAUGUGAAGUCGUCUGAGUUGCUUGAAAUCCACAAUAGUGAUGCGUCUACAGGGGGAGGUGCUUCAAGCAUCACCUACGGAAUGGCAACGAACCUGGAAUACGAUAACGUUGGAGUGGUUAUUUUUGGAAACGACAGAAACAUAAAGGAAGGUGAUAUAAUAAAACGAACUAACAGAAUUAUCGACGUGAGUGUUGGUCCUGAGUUGUUAGGUCGAGUGGUGGACGGGUUGGGAAAGGAGAUUGACGGAGGGAAGCCCAUCCAAACGAAUGAAAAAAGGAAGAUUGAAAUAAAGGCACCAGGGAUUAUUGCACGUAAGAGUGUAAACGAGUCCAUUAUAACGGGAAUUAAGUGCAUAGACAGUUUAGUCCCCAUCGGUAGAGGACAGAGAGAGUUAAUUAUAGGAGACAGACAAACAGGAAAGACAGCCAUAGCAGUAGACACGAUAAUUCACCAGAAGAAUAUUAACGAACAGGUGCCAGACAGUGAAAAGGUCUACUGUGUUUAUGUUGCCAUUGGACAGAAAAAGAGCAACAUUGCAAAGUUGGUAAAUCUUCUGAAAAAGUACGAUGCGUUGAAAUAUACCAUUAUUGUAAAUUCGAGUGCAUCGGAUGCAUCUCCGUUGCAGUUUUUGGCUCCCUACACAGGUUGUGCUAUGGCAGAAUAUUUUCGAGACAAUGGAAAGCAUGCGUUAAUUAUUUUCGACGAUUUGAGUAAGCAGGCAGUUGCUUAUAGACAGUUGUCCCUGCUUCUGAGGAGACCCCCAGGGAGAGAAGCCUAUCCAGGGGAUAUCUUUUACAUCCACUCGAAGCUCCUGGAGAGAUCAUCUAAACUGAACGACAAGCUGAAAGGGGGAAGUCUCACUGCUCUCCCAAUCAUAGAGACGCUAAACAACGAUGUGUCUGCCUACAUUCCAACCAACGUGAUUUCCAUCACGGAUGGACAGAUAUUUCUAGAAAGCGAAUUAUUUUACAAGGGAAUUAUUCCUGCCAUUAAUGUUGGACUGAGUGUGUCUCGAAUAGGAAGUAGUGCUCAGUACAAGUGCAUGAAAAAACUGGCUUCCUCUAUGAAGUUGGAGUUGGCCCAAUUCCGUGAGAUCGUUGCCUUUUCUCAGUUCGGCUCAGACUUAGAUGCAUCCACGAAGAAGCUCAUCGAGAAGGGAAAAAUAUUAACGGAAAUACUAAAGCAGAAACAGUACUCCCCCGUCAGCAUCAGUUACCAGAUUUGCCUCAUCUAUGCGGCUACGAAGGAUUACCUCGCUAGCCUUACCAUUGAUAAAGUGCAGGACUUCGAGAAGAGGUAUUUUGAAUACCUGGACAAUAACUACGCAGAUGUGCUGAAGAAAAUUCAGGGCAACUGCGAUUUGUCCGAGGUGGAGGACCAAAUCAAGGAGAGCAUCCAGCGCUUCCUCGAGCUCUACAAGGGGGAGACCUCAUAA
Plasmodium coatneyi is the source of this 1659-nucleotide messenger RNA. RefSeq names its product ATP synthase subunit alpha. The record is from RefSeq and is a predicted model, not a curated record. The transcript has a single exon. Bases 1 to 1659 code for a protein of 552 amino acids. Gene Ontology annotation, molecular function: ADP binding; proton-transporting ATP synthase activity, rotational mechanism; ATP binding. Lineage: Eukaryota; Apicomplexa; Aconoidasida; Haemosporida; Plasmodiidae. Gene Ontology annotation, biological process: proton transmembrane transport; proton motive force-driven ATP synthesis.